GUUUUGUUUCAUAUACAGCUCCAGAAUGGCAGAAGACGAUCCGUAUUUGGGAGGACAUGAACAAAUGUUUCAUUUGGAUCCUUUGAAUCAUACAAUAUUUAAUCCAGAAUUAUUUCAACCACAGAUGCCACUGCAGACGGCAGAUGGCCCAUAUCUUCAAAUAUUAGAGCAACCUAAACAGAGAGGAUUUCGUUUCCGCUAUGUCUGUGAAGGCCCAUCUCAUGGUGGACUCCCUGGUGCAUCUAGUGAGAAGAACAAGAAGUCCUACCCUCAAGUCAAAAUCUGCAACUAUGUGGGACCUGCAAAGGUUAUUGUUCAGUUGGUCACAAAUGGAAAAAACAUCCACCUGCAUGCACACAGCCUGGUGGGGAAACAUUGUGAGGAUGGGAUCUGCACUGUGACUGCUGGACCCAAGGACAUGGUGGUCGGCUUUGCAAACCUGGGUAUACUUCAUGUGACAAAGAAAAAAGUAUUUGAAACACUGGAAGCACGAAUGACAGAGGCAUGUAUUAGGGGCUACAAUCCUGGACUUCUGGUACAUCCUGAUCUUGCCUACUUGCAAGCAGAAGGUGGAGGAGACCGGCAGCUCACUGAUCGGGAAAAGGAGAUUAUCCGCCAGGCAGCUCUUCAGCAGACAAAGGAGAUGGACCUCAGCGUGGUGCGGCUCAUGUUUACAGCUUUUCUUCCAGACAGCACCGGCAGCUUCACAAGGCGCCUGGAACCCGUAGUGUCAGAUGCCAUCUACGACAGCAAAGCCCCCAACGCGUCCAACUUGAAAAUUGUAAGAAUGGACAGGACAGCUGGAUGCGUAACUGGAGGAGAAGAGAUUUAUCUUCUCUGUGACAAGGUUCAGAAAGAUGACAUCCAGAUUCGAUUUUAUGAAGAGGAAGAAAAUGGUGGAAUCUGGGAAGGAUUUGGAGAUUUUUCCCCCACAGACGUUCAUAGACAAUUUGCCAUCGUCUUCAAAACUCCAAAGUAUAAAGAUAUCAACAUUACAAAACCAGCCUCCGUGUUCGUCCAACUUCGGAGGAAAUCUGAUUUGGAAACCAGUGAACCAAAACCUUUUCUCUACUACCCUGAAAUCAAAGAUAAAGAGGAAGUGCAGAGGAAGCGGCAGAAGCUCAUGCCCAAUUUCUCAGAUAGUUUUGGCGGCGGCGGUGGUGCCGGGGCUGGAGGCGGAGGCAUGUAUGGCAGUGGCGGUGGAGGAGGGGGUGCUGGAAGCACGGGUCCAGGAUAUGGCUUCCCUCACUAUGGCUUUCCUACAUAUGGAGGAAUUACCUUCCAUCCUGGAACCACUAAAUCUAAUGCUGGAAUGAAGCAUGGAACCAUAGACACCUCAUCUAAAAAUGACCCUGAAUACUGUGACAAGAGUGAUGACAGAAAGGCUGUAAAUCUCUCUGGGAAAGUAACCGAAACCACAGAGCAAGAUAAGGAGUCCGGCAAUUGGGGUGAUGAGGCUGCUCUGACGUAUACAGUGGGAGUAAAGGAAGAGAACGCUAGGUUUCAGGAUAACCUCUUUCUAGAGAAGGCUGUGCAGCUUGCCAAGCGGCAUGCCAAUGCCCUAUUUGACUACGCAGUGACAGGAGAUGUGAAGAUGCUGCUGGCUGUCCAGCGCCAUCUCACUACAGUGCAGGAUGAGAAUGGAGACAGUGUCUUACACUUAGCAAUCAUCCACCUUCAUGCUCAACUUGUGAGGGAUCUGCUAGAAGUCACAUCUGGUUUGAUUUCCGAUGACAUUAUCAACAUGAGAAAUGACCUCUACCAGACGCCGUUGCACUUAGCAGUGAUCACCAAACAGGAAGCUGUGGUGGAAGACUUACUGAGGGCCGGGGCUGACCUGAGCCUUCUGGACCGCUUGGGUAACUCUGUUCUGCACCUAGCUGCCAAAGAAGGACAUGAUAAAAUUCUCGGUAUUUUACUCAAGCAUAAAAGGACAGCACUACUUAUCGACCAUCCCAAUGGGGAAGGUCUGAACGCCAUUCACAUAGCCGUGAUGAGCAACAGCAUGCAGUGUCUGCUGCUGCUGGUGGCCGCAGGGGCAGACGUCAACGCCCAGGAGCGGAAGGCAGGGCACACGGCGCUGCACCUGGCUGUGGAGCGCGACAACAUCUCCUUGGCCGGCUGCCUGCUUUUGGAGGGUGAUGCCCAUGUAGACAGUACCACCUAUGAUGGAACUACACCCCUUCACAUAGCGGCCGGAAGAGGGUCCACCAGGCUGGCAGCUCUUCUCAAAGCAGCAGGAGCAGAUCCCCUGGUAGAGAACUUUGAGCCUCUCUAUGACCUGGACGACUCUUGGGAAAAAGAUGGAGAGGAUGAAGGAGUCAUUCCUGGAACCACACCUCUAGAUAUGGCCACCAACUGGCAGGUAUUCGACAUAUUAAAUGGGAAACCAUAUGAGCCAGAGUUUACAUCUGAUGAUUUACUGGCACAAGGAGACAUGAAACAGCUGACCGAAGAUGCCAAGUUGCAGCUCUACAAGUUGCUAGAAUUUCCUGAUCCAGACAAAAACUGGGCUACUCUUGCACAGAAAUUAGGUCUGGGAAUACUCAAUAAUGCCUUCCGGCUGAGUCCCGCUCCCUCUAAAACUCUCAUGGACAACUACGAGGUCUCUGGGGGCACAAUAAGAGAGCUGGUAGAGGCCCUCAGACAGAUGGGCUAUACCGAAGCCAUUGAAGUGAUCCAGGCGGCCUUCAGCACCUCAGGAACUGCAGCCCCCAGCCCAGUGAAGACCUCCCAGGUCCACCUGCUGCCUCUCUCGCCUGCCUCCACAAGACAGCAAAUAGAUGAGCUCCAGGACGACAGCAUCUGUGACAGCGGCGUGGAGACAUCCUUCCGCAAACUCAGCUUUACAGAGUCUCUGACCAGCAGCAGCUCAUUGCUAACUCUUAACAAAAUGCCCCACGAUUAUGGGCAGGAUGGACCUAUAGAAGGCAAAAUCUAGCCUUCUGGCAAUUCCCAACCUGUAAACCAAAGUUCUGAAAUUCCGUGGUAUUGUCCAAAAGAGGGUAAAGUGCAUCCAUCCAGUGGUGCUUGGAGGAAAACCUGCCAGCCUGAAUCGCUCUUGAUUUAACUCAAAGCCUUUGAAACGUGGUUUCCUUUCUUGAUUCUUAAAUGAAUUUCAGUUCGGCUCACUUGCAGAUAGUAUCUAGCCGUCACAGCCUUCGGCGAGGCUGGUGCUUCGUUGGGGGUGAGAUAACUUGUUGAGCUUUACUAGCUGCUUUCUGUUGUCAUUGCUGCCAUCCCUCUGCUGCUGUCAUUAAAAAGUCUCACGGUCCCUGCCUGGUAUUCUCUCUGGCCGUCCACAGCACAGUCGUGCAUUCAGAUUAAGAAUUAAGAAAAUUCUUAAUAUUUUAUUAAGAAUAUUUUAAAUGAGAUAUUUUGAAAUGCAAGUGAGUUGGUGUAUGAUAAAAAAAAAGGCUUACUACUUUUUCUAAUGUGCUUACCUCUGUGAUUUGAAAAAAAGAACAUGUAUGUGUUAAUAUUUAAACAUGGUUACAAUCAGUGCUGAAAAUGGUAUUUUCCCCUUUUUCUGCAUUUCGCUAUUGUAAAUAUGUUUUUUAGAUCAAAUACUUUAAAGGAAAAAAUGGAUUUAUAAAUGCUAUUU
This is a messenger RNA of Pteropus alecto (black flying fox), 3604 nucleotides long. RefSeq names its product nuclear factor kappa B subunit 1 (gene NFKB1). Gene Ontology annotation, cellular component: cytoplasm. The coding region runs from base 26 to 2941 and encodes 971 amino acids. Gene Ontology annotation, molecular function: DNA-binding transcription factor activity, RNA polymerase II-specific; RNA polymerase II cis-regulatory region sequence-specific DNA binding; protein binding. Lineage: Eukaryota; Metazoa; Chordata; Mammalia; Chiroptera; Pteropodidae. The transcript has 23 exons. Gene Ontology annotation, biological process: regulation of transcription by RNA polymerase II; canonical NF-kappaB signal transduction; non-canonical NF-kappaB signal transduction. The record is from RefSeq and is a predicted model, not a curated record.